Xiphophorus hellerii (green swordtail) is the source of this 2595-nucleotide messenger RNA. It is a transcript of the gene snta1, whose product is annotated as syntrophin, alpha 1. The record is from RefSeq and is a predicted model, not a curated record. Gene Ontology annotation, molecular function: structural molecule activity; protein binding. Lineage: Eukaryota; Metazoa; Chordata; Actinopteri; Cyprinodontiformes; Poeciliidae. Gene Ontology annotation, cellular component: sarcolemma; dystrophin-associated glycoprotein complex; intracellular anatomical structure. Bases 56 to 1519 code for a protein of 487 amino acids. The transcript has 8 exons.
CCCCUCUUUACAGGACUGCCAGCCCGUCUAGAGUUAUUCCAGGAAUGCGUUGAACAUGGCUGCCGCGAUGAAGGCGCAGAAAACGGGACUGCUGGAACUUCGAUUGACCGUGGACCGCUGGAUCCGUGUGCUGGCCACUCUUUCCGAGGACACUCUCACCGUAAACCCCGGUGAGGGAGCCGAGGAGCCCGCGAAGCCCAACCCGAGUCCCGCAGGUGCUGUCAACGGAGACCCUCCGAACCUCAGCUCGUCCCCGGUCCCUGAAACCAUCACCAACGUGAAGCGCACCGUUCGAGUGACCAAACAAGAUGUGGGAGGACUUGGAAUUAGUAUCAAAGGUGGAAAGGAAAACAAAAUGCCCAUCCUCAUUUCAAAAAUUUUUAAAGGCCUUGCAGCUGACCAGACAGAGGCGCUUUACGUCGGGGAUGCCAUAUUGUCUGUCAAUGGUUUUGACUUACGAGAGGCCACGCACGACGAGGCUGUGCAGGCACUAAAAAAAACUGGCAAAGAAGUCAUCCUUGAAGUGAAAUACAUCAAGGAAAUGUCUGCAUUUUUUAAAAGCGCCGGUUCCCCUGGAGCAAACCUCCCUUGGGAUUCUCCCCCCUCUACACCUCAGAGGAGCAAUGAGGUCUUCCCCAUCGAGGUGAAAGAGCCUCGCAUCAUCCCACUGAGGAUGUGCCAGGUGUCGCGGAAAGAGUGCCCCCCAGACACAGAGAACAGGUAUUUCGAGGUGAUUUCAUCCAACAGAAAGAACUCAAUGUUCCUGCGGGCAAAAGACCCAGCCAUGGCUCAGUCGUGGUACAAUGCCAUCCAAGCUGCUGCUGCCAGCCUUUUACCACAAGUGAAGGAGGAGAUGAAGAGCAUGCAACCUGGCAUGGAUGUCAAACAUUUGGGCUGGCUUACAGAGCAGAUGUCCCAGGGUCCAGAGAAACCUCUCUUUGCAGUGUUGACAGAGAAGGACCUGCUUCUGUAUUCCUCCUUUCCUGAGAGCAAAGAGAGCCUAAGGAACCCCACCAAGAGUCACACCCUCAUCACAACCAGGCUGGUCCACUCUGGUCCUGGAAAAAGUUCCUCUCUAUUGGACUCUGAGUUGUCAUUCGGCUUGCGUUCAGGCACCAAGCAGGGCGUAGAGACUCAUGUGUUCAGAGUGGACACUGCCAAGGAGCUGUCCACGUGGACUCAUCUGUUGGUCGAGGGUUGCCACAAUGCUGCAGAACUCAUCAAGGAGGUCAUAGCAGCCUGUAGUUGGAAUGGAAAAGAGUGCAUGCUGGGAGUGCACAUUGACGACGGCUUCACGCUAUUCACAGAUGAAAUGGGUGUCAGGAAAAAUAUUCUCCUCCAGCAGCCUUUCGAGCGCCUCCGAAUGUCCUCAGAUGAUGGAGUCCGUAUGAUGUUUCUCGACUUUGGAGGCCCGGAGGCUGAAAUUAAACUGGACCUUCGCUGCUGCCCAAAGACCUUAGUGUUCAUCAUCCACUCUUUCCUUUCUGCUAAGGUCAAGCGACUUGGCCUCCUGGCAUGAUAAAGGCCAGCUAUCCAUAACAUCAAAAUAGGAAUAUUCAGUGAAACACACACCAGCCCCAGAAGACCUUCAACAAAAGAGCCGGGGAAGUGAAGCUGAUAGGCUCAUUUUUCAGCCGUUAAGCCUUAUCGUUUUUGGUCAGGCUCUCUCGUCUGUAAAAAAAAAAAAUGAAGAGAAAACUGGAACACUGAUGGACUUUUUUUUAUUAUUGUAGUUAGAUAAAAGAUGUUUUUACAGAUACUUCAGGUCAGCAAUCAUGUAAGGGGUCUAUAUCUGUCAAAGCUGUCUAAAUAGGUCAGGCCACUUCAUGAUGGGAAACUGUAAGAAUGUGACAGCCUGUUUCUUAAUGUUUUUAAGCUUACAGUCGCAACCAUCUUUUUCUUUAGUUUGAUUUUAUGAGUCACAGCAGGCUUUUGUCAUAAGCAUCUUUUCAUCUUUCAAUCCCUGCUUCAUCAACAUCUUGAUUGAUGUUGGACAAACAUUUUUCAGUAUCAGAGGAGUGACAGAUUGACGUGGCUGAUUGUAACAUGAUCAAUAGCCUGUGCUGAACAGAGAACAGCUAAACCGACAUGCUGUUUGCUCAAAGUUUUUCAUCAACCUAUUGGAUUUAGUUCUCUUUUUUAGCAAUGUGGUAUGGCCUAUAAAAAGAAAUAAGCAUGUCUUUGUAAUGUUACAAGCUGAAAAUCGAAUGACGUUUCUUUAAAUAAAAGAGAUUGCAACCUUUAAUCCCAGUGGUAAAAAGAAGCUAAUAUUAAUGCAACAGUAACUUUUAUUUAUAUUCAGGAAAGACAGAUUUUAUGUCACAUAUUCAAAAUUUAUUUUAUUAGUUUGAAUUAAAAAUAUAAAAAUGUGUUUACAUCCUAAAGUGUGUGAUUAUUUUAUUCAUCAAUGUUAAGUUUUUUGUAGUUUGGGGCCUUCUCUAAUAUCAAAUAUCUAAACACUAAAAACACAUAUAGUAAUAUAUGUUCUAAAACCUGUUUGCUCAAGAAAAUUAAUGUAUUGUAUAUUAUUUAAACAAAGGUGUGCCUUGCAAGGUUGUUUGUAUAUAAACAUGUAAUAAACUUUGUUAACUUUUA